GGUGAUGUUUUCGUUCCGGUGGAAACCUGUAACCGUUCAGUUCUGUUUUCUGUAGCUGGACGGAACCACCGGUCAACAUGAGCUCUGCUCCGCGGAAAAGGUUCUACCAGAAGCUGCCGGUCUGGGUCGUGGAGGAUCAUCAUGAAGUGGUCCAUCACAUCUAUCGGGCCGUUGGCUCCAGACACCUCCCUCACAGUAACGUCCAGCUGGUCCACCUGGACUCCCACCCUGACCUGCUCAUUCCUGUGAACAUGAGUGCAGACACCGUGUUUGACAAGGACAAGCUCCUCAGUGAGUUGAGUAUAGAGAACUGGAUCAUGCCCAUGGUGUAUGCGGGUCAUGUGUCCUGUGUGGUUUGGCUGCAUCCUUACUGGUCCCAGCAGAUCCAGGAGGGAGAGCACAGGAUGGAUGUAGGCAGAGAGUCCUCCACCUCCACCAUCAGGGUUACCUGUAAAGACAACUACUUCCUGAGUGACGGUCUGUACGUCCGUAAAGAGCAGCUGGAGAACUCCAAACCUCUGAGGCUGAGUGUAGUGAGAGUCCAUCCUGUGAAACCACCACACACAUCAGUUAAAGGACUCGACACAAAGCAGGAGCUUCAUCCAGGUUUGUGUAAGAAAGCUCGGACAGAUGGGAGGGAAGAUGGAGCUCAGCCUCUCUCUGCAGCCUCCGACACACUGCAGCCAGCAGAGGGCAGCAACAUCCAGGAACAGCACAACAGCAGUGGGACAGGAGAGGAAGACCAUGAUGAUGAUGAUGAAGGAUCAACCAGUUACAUUGUUGAAAGAAUAACUUCAGUUCUUGGUAAAACAGAUGCGUAUGUCCUGGACAUUGACUUGGAUUUCUUUUCCUGUAAAAAUCCUUUUAAGGAUUUAUAUUCAGAGGAAGAAUAUUCCAUCCUUAAAGAGCUCUACAACUUCCAGGUCCCCGACCCGAGUGCUGACGAGGACGAGCUGGAUGAGUGCGUGGACCGGCGCACACAUCAGUUAGAAGACCUGGAAGCUGCGUUUGCUGAUCUGUUGGAGAAUGAUGAUGAUGAGACGGUGGAACGAUGGAGCAGAAACCCAGGAAUGUCUUCUUUGACUCGACUGGUUUCCAGUUUGAAGACAAGAAAUCCUAAUCCUGACUAUGAGAUGGUCCAUCAGGCGGGGUUAACCUGUGACUCUGUGGAGCUGCCUCACCACAUCAGUUCUGAGGAGGAGAUUGAUGGGCUUGUUUCUGCUGCGCAGCUUUUCCUCAAGGCUCUGCCCAGACCUACACUGGUCACCAUGUCCAGGUCCAGUCUGGAUGAAUACUGCCCAGUUGAACAAGUGGAUUCAGUACAGAGCAAAGUCCUGGCAGUUCUUGAGGAUCUGUAUGGAGACCUGGACGUGUAUAAAGAAUAUAAAAAUUGUAACAGAGAUUCUCCAAACGGUCAAACAAAAAGUCAUUAAAGAGAUACGUGGAAGUAGAGAAUGGACUUUGUAGUUUCAGCAUCAUGAAAAUAAAAGAGAUUAAUAAGGA
This is a messenger RNA of Austrofundulus limnaeus, 1503 nucleotides long. RefSeq names its product chromosome unknown C5orf22 homolog (gene cunh5orf22). NCBI's taxonomy places the organism in Eukaryota, Metazoa, Chordata, Actinopteri, Cyprinodontiformes, Rivulidae. The coding region runs from base 78 to 1433 and encodes 451 amino acids. The transcript has 10 exons. The record is from RefSeq and is a predicted model, not a curated record.